This is a messenger RNA of Phytophthora sojae, 1332 nucleotides long. RefSeq lists its product as hypothetical. The record is from RefSeq and is a predicted model, not a curated record. Bases 34 to 1332 code for a protein of 432 amino acids. Lineage: Eukaryota; Oomycota; Peronosporomycetes; Peronosporales; Peronosporaceae. Gene Ontology annotation, molecular function: oxidoreductase activity. Gene Ontology annotation, cellular component: mitochondrion. Gene Ontology annotation, biological process: carnitine biosynthetic process. The transcript has a single exon.
GCCGAGAAGGUCCAGAGUCAAGUCAACGCACACAUGCGUCUUCAAGUGAUCCGGCCGCUGCUGUCCCGUGCCGCCGCCCCCGCGAGCGCGCUGAGGCCCUGGGGCGCGCGCACCUUCGCGUCCGCGCUGGUCGAGAGGCACCUGGAGGGCGAGCGCAUCACCAAGGUGGCGGAGCUCGUCAGCGAGCAGGCCGUGCGCGUCACGUUCGAGGACGGCGCCACCGCCAAGUUCCACAAGCUCUGGCUGCGCGACCACUGCCGCUGCGAGCACUGCAUGCACCCGGAGACGCAGCAGCGCCAGCUGGACACGGCCUCCAUCCCCAUGGAUGCGCCGUUGCAGCGCCUCGAGGUCACACACGCCGGCGGGGCUGUGGCCAUUGACUGGAACGCGCCUGUGCGCGGCACCCCGUGCACGGCCAGCGAGUUCGACGCGCAGUGGCUGCGCGACCACGCGUACGCGCUGGAAGGCGGCAACGCCGACGACUCGGCCACGGCGCCGUACCCCAAGUCGUACCGGCAGCCGCGCGUGACCACGAAGCAGCUCUGGGCCGGAGCCGACUUCAAGCUGCCCACGCACGACUACAGCAAGUGCGUGGACGACAUCGAGCCGCUCAUGCGCGACCUGUACGCCUACGGCCUGGUGCGCGUGUCGGGCACGCCCAACACGAUGGAGGCUACCGAGAAGUUCUCCAAGAAGAUCGGCUUCGUGCUUCGCACGAUCUACGGGACCAUGUGGACGACGAACCCCACCAACGACGCCGAGGGAUACAACGACACUGCGUCCACGAACCUGGAGCUGCUGCACCACACUGACGGCACGUACAUGCGCGACCCGCCUGGGCUGCAGAUCUUCAACUGCGCCGCGCAGGCUGGCGAGGGUGGCGAGAGCCGCUAUGUGGACUCGUUCCACGUCGCUGAGACCCUGAGGAGCGAGGACCCGGAGGCUUUUCGAGUGCUGAGCACGACGUCGCUGCCCUACUUCACUGUGGACAACGACGCGCACCUGGCCACGAUGGAGCCGCUCAUCCGCGUGGACUACGCUGGCAACAUCGUACAGUUCCGCCACAACGACUACGACCGCGCACCACUCACGCACCUGAGCUUCGAAGAGGUGGGCGCGUUCUACAAGGCGCACCGCAAGCUACUGGAAGUCAUGCGUCGGCCUGAGAUGGAGUUCUGCAUGAAGCUCCAGGUGGGCGACAUGGUGGUCGUGGACAACCAGCGCGUGAUGCACGGUCGCCACGCCUUCCGGGGCGGAGACCGCGCGCUCAUCGGCUGCUACAUCGGCCAAACGGAGUACGAGAGCCGCCUGCGCGUGCUCGGCAUCAUUUAA